This is a messenger RNA of Candidula unifasciata, 1134 nucleotides long. Lineage: Eukaryota; Metazoa; Mollusca; Gastropoda; Stylommatophora; Geomitridae. The record is from the annotation of a GenBank genome assembly.
GUCCCUGCCUUUGAAGGCAAAGAUGGCUUUGUACUUUCAGAAAGCAAUGCCAUUGCUUAUUAUGUGUCCAACUCACAGCUGCACGGUGCCAACAGCAAGGAUGCCGCUCUGAUUCAACAGUGGAUCAGUUUCAGUGACAAUGAAAUCUUGCCUGCAUCUUGCACAUGGAUCUUUCCUUGCCUGGGCAUCACUCAGUUCAAUAAACAGGAGACUGAAAAAGCCAAGGAGCAGAUCAAGAGAGUCUUGACUAUACUGAACAACCACUUUCUGACACGAACCUUUGCUGUUGGGGAGAGGGUCACACUUGCUGAUAUCAGUCUUGCUUGCAACCUGCAAAGUUUGUAUGAACUGGUGCUAGAUCCGGAGUUCCGCAAACCCUUCCCUAAUGUAAACAGGUGGUUCGUAACAGUUGUCAACCAGCCCCAGUUCAAGGCUGUCCUAGGAGAAGUGAUACUGGCAACACAGAUGGCAACUUUUGAUGCAAAGAAGUACCAGGAGAUCCAUGCAGGAGCUAGUGCAGGUGCUGGGGACAGCAAGAAGAAAGAGAAGAAACCAGCUCAGCCACCACAGCCAAAGAAAGAAAAGGCAGCACCAGCUCCCAAGGAAGCUGAACCUGCAGCUGAGGAAGAGGAGGAUGAAAAGCCAAAGGAGUCCAAGGAUCCAUUUGCUGCCCUACCAAAAGGAACAAUGAACCUUGAUGAGUUCAAACGUGUCUACUCCAACCAAGACAUCUUGACCGAAGCAAUCCCCUACUUCUGGAAGAACUUUGACCCGGAGGUGUACUCCAUCUGGUAUUGUGAAUACACAGAAAACCUGCAGGGAAAACUGAGCUUCAUGGUGUCAAACCUGGUUGAAGGAAUGUUCCAGCGACUGGAUAAGCUGCGCAAAAAUGCCUUUGGCAGCAUGGUUAUUUUAGGAGAGGCCAAAAACAACUCCAUCGCUGGCUUGUGGUUCUGGAGAACACAAGAUCUUGCCUUUAAACUGUCCCCUGACUGGAUGAUAGACUACGAGUCGUACUCCUGGAAAAAGCUGGACCCCAACAGUGAAGAGACCAAGGAUUUGGUCAAGAAAUUCUUCCUUCAGGAGGGCGAUUUCGGUGGAAAAGAAGUCGUAGAUGGAAAGAUCUUCAAGUAA